AUGUAUGCGGUUAAUCUCCUGAUGGAUAUGGAUGUGGCUUGGCUUCGGCAUUUAACAGUAAUGGGAAGCAAUUUUGCUAUCAGUAGAGACCCAAAUCCCGACCUUCAGCCCGAUCCCACGUGGAAAGAACACAACACCAUAUCCUCUCUUCUCUCUCGACCCACCACCACCGAUGGGCACCCUAAACUCCCCCACCACCACCACGAUCUCCUCUCUUCUCUCUCCUCCGUGAUCACACUCUCCUCUCGUCGGCCGUCGCAACACCAACACGAGCAACCCCAAACCCGCCCCUACCACCAACGAUGGGCAACCCCAAACCCGGCCCCUACCACCACCGACGCACCACCACCAUCUCUCUCUCACAGUGACUGGUUUGGCCCUUAUGAGCUUCUCAACUUCACUCUUCUUGGACCCUACUCAUUUGCAAUUAUCGAUGUACCAAUGUACUUCAGGCACAAGACGUACGUGCAAUGACCUGCAGCGAUUAUCAAUGUACCAAUGUACUUCAAACACAAGACGUACGUGCAAUGACCGGUUGAUAGAGGCUCAAGACAUACGUGCAAUGACUGGUUGAUACGGAAGAAAUGUUUAUCGUCUUUUAGCUGUAAAUAUAUUUGUGAUAGGUUUUUUUUUUUUGUGAGGGAUUGAUGAUGGAUGAGUAAGACAAUGCAACAAAAUUGCUUGUCUUUGUUUAAAUAUUUAGAUAGAGUUGGGAAAUUAGUCUCUUUGGAUAGUCACAUGCAUUUGUAAAAUUGCUUCUGUAGGUAGUUAGGAAUAACAGUCAGCGUGGGAUGUAUUUGAAUUCUUUUGUAAUUGAUUUGGUUGGAACUAUUCUGUGCUGUGUGAAAGAGUUACGAUACAAGUAUUGAAAUAUUGGCAAUAAACAGUGUACAAUUUUCAGUUU
This is a messenger RNA of Rhododendron vialii, 904 nucleotides long. RefSeq lists its product as uncharacterized. Bases 1 to 474 code for a protein of 157 amino acids. Lineage: Eukaryota; Viridiplantae; Streptophyta; Magnoliopsida; Ericales; Ericaceae. The transcript has 5 exons. The record is from RefSeq and is a predicted model, not a curated record.